Nannospalax galili (Upper Galilee mountains blind mole rat) is the source of this 1144-nucleotide messenger RNA. RefSeq lists its product as uncharacterized. The transcript has 2 exons. The record is from RefSeq and is a predicted model, not a curated record. The coding region runs from base 51 to 1019 and encodes 322 amino acids. Gene Ontology annotation, molecular function: nucleic acid binding; RNA-DNA hybrid ribonuclease activity. NCBI's taxonomy places the organism in Eukaryota, Metazoa, Chordata, Mammalia, Rodentia, Spalacidae.
CAGAUCAAGUGAUAGAUAAAUUGAAAGGACUCCAAAUACCUAAUAAUAAAAUGGAAGUCCAACAUUUAAUUGGAUUAUUCUCAUAUUGGAGACAACAUAUACCCUAUUUACAAGUACUAUUACAACCAUUGUAUAAAAUAACUAAAAAGGCAGAAGAGUUCACUUGGGGAAAGGAACAAGAACAAGCAGUAAAAGUGACACUGGAAUAUAUAGCACAAUUUCGCAACCUAAAUUUUGUACAACCAGAUGAUACUAUUAUCAUUGACCUGUUAUACAUGGCAGGUUAUGGAAAUUGGAAUAUAUUUGCUAAAAGAAAUUCGGAUUUAGUUCCUGUAGGAUUCUAUUGCAAGAAAUUCCCAUGGUCUGAACAAAAAUAUUCACUCUUUGAGAGACAAAUAUGGACUGCUUAUGAAGCAAUCAGAACAGUCCAGUCCUUAUUAAGAAACAACAAAGUGAUAAUAAGGACCAACUUACCAAUCAUAGAUUGGAUUAAGGCACCUGGAGAAGCAUGGGCUGGACUACCCAUGGAAGGAAAAGUCUUAAUGUGGAAAUGGUUCCUAAAUGACUUCCUUCGGUUGAAUGCAGUGUCUGCACAGGGGUCGGUACCAAUGGUCUCGGAGUCGAUACUUCAGUCCAACAGCCCCAUGACUCCAAAUGGGAUUGAGUUCCCUAAGACCACCCCUCCCCUGAAACAGGUACCAAUGGGGCAUUGGGGGACACAGGCAUACAACCCCUCCAUGGUUAACGCCUGGUUUACUGAUGGAUCAGCAACUUCCAGAAAUGGAAAGAUACAUUGGAAAGCUGCAGCUUUCAGACCAUUUGAUGGAAAAAUAUUGCAGGAAUCAGAUACAGGAAAAUCUGCACAACAUGCAGAAGUUAUAGCAGCUAAAUUGGCAGUACAACAAUCCUUUGAUGAGAAACAGAAAGUGUGCUAUAUUUUCACAGACUCAUGGUGUGUGGCAAAUGGAAUAGCAAUAUGGUCAGGUAAAUGGAAAAAUAAUAAUUGGAAACUACAUUAGACAAGUUAUCUAAAUCAGUAAAAAUAAUAGUUUAUCAUGUUGAUGCACACACCAAUAAAAAGGAUGAUGUGCACAAACAUAAUGAUACUGUAGAUAAAUUAGCAGCAGCUCAUAUUAAGAUGAAG